UUGAUCUUAUUUUAUUUGUAAAUAUUUUAAUUUAUUGCCUAGGAUGGAUGUGACGGCAAAUUUUAAAAGCUGUGUACAAGCGAAGAGAGAAGUAGACAAGUUCAUGGGUGUCAAGAGAAAACCAGACAUCCUCAAGAACAAAAGAGGCUCAGAGUAUAUAAGAAAGUUUAAAAACCUUUUAUCCGAGAUAUCUAGCUUGAGAGAUUUUCUACUCGAGCACAGAAAGGCGUACCUGAACCUUUCGCCUGAGUUUGUCAAGUCGGAUCAAAUGAGUGAAGUCGAGAGGGACAAAAUUGACUUCGGAGCGCAAAAAAUCAUCCAGACAUGCUCUCAAAUGUUGAUGUCAUUUAAAAAAGAACUUUACAACAUGGAUGAGAACCAGGAGGUAGAAAACAACAAGGCUAUCGUCGACCUGCUUGGAGACUAUCUCAAGUCGGUAUGUAAGAUUUACACCGAACAGAAGGCCAUUCGAGUUAAGUGGACGAUCGAGGUUGAAAAGCUCUCCAAGCUGGAAGAUAAAGUUCAGAGUAGGAACGAGGCUACGAGCAACCGGGAAGACAAUUGGGUCCUUAAGGAGGACAUGGUCAAGCUGAAAGACAGGUCCAACGAGCCUCGAAUCGCCCCUUCUGAUUAUGCCUUCCAAGAGGAUGACAAUCCCCUGUCAGAAGAGGAGCUUCAAAUGUUUGAAAUGGAAAAUCAACAACUUUACAGUGACCUCAACAGUCUAAACGAUGAGGUCAAAGCAAUCCAGAGUAAUGUCGUGAAAAUAGCUGAACUGCAAGAGGUGUUCACAGAUAAAGUUCUAGAGCAGAAUGAGGAGAUAGAAAGGAUAUCGACAACGCUGGUCGGUACAACGGAGAAUGUAAAAGAUGCCAAUGUACAAAUACGACAAGCAAUUCAGAACAAUGCUAGUUUUAGGAUUUAUGUGUUGAUUUUUAUUUUAGUCAUGUCUUUUUCAUUGCUUUUUCUAGAUUGGUAUAAUGAUUAGUGUUGAUUUAAAAGUAUUUGUAUAAAGUAAUAUAUAUAAGUAAAAGUUUAAUAUAAAAAUGG
Molecule: messenger RNA, 1050 nt
Organism: Cimex lectularius (bed bug)
Lineage: Eukaryota; Metazoa; Arthropoda; Insecta; Hemiptera; Cimicidae
Gene: Syx18
Product: syntaxin-18
Exons: 2
Coding region: 44-988 (314 amino acids)
Biological process (GO): retrograde vesicle-mediated transport, Golgi to endoplasmic reticulum
Cellular component (GO): SNARE complex; endoplasmic reticulum
Source: RefSeq, a predicted model, not a curated record